Messenger RNA from Rhodofomes roseus, 522 nucleotides. RefSeq names its product cytochrome P450. The transcript has 3 exons. The coding region runs from base 1 to 522 and encodes 173 amino acids. NCBI's taxonomy places the organism in Eukaryota, Fungi, Basidiomycota, Agaricomycetes, Polyporales, Fomitopsidaceae. Gene Ontology annotation, molecular function: oxidoreductase activity, acting on paired donors, with incorporation or reduction of molecular oxygen; heme binding; monooxygenase activity. The record is from RefSeq and is a predicted model, not a curated record.
AUGUGCACGCACACUGCCAAUGCAGGUCCGCUGCGCGAAGAGAUUGAACGCGUCGUGGGUGAGGAUGAGUGUAUAAGGGCGGCCCUGGGACGGAUGUGGAGGCUGGAAAGCUUCCUUAAGGAGUCACAACGAAUGAAGGGGAUGAUCCUCAGUGACUCGUGCCUAUUGCCAAUGGCCCCCCUCCGAUUCACCCUACAAGACGUGCUGCUUUCAAACGGGACGCCGCUCUCGGCAGGUACGCUCGUGACUGCCGUGACAAGGUCCACCCAUCUCGACGAUGCGAACUUCCCGGACACUGCGACGUUUGACCCUACGCGCUUCUCGAGCAUGAGCGAAGAGGGCAGCAAGAACAGGCGGUGCUACGUGAGCACGACCCCAACGGACAUCGGAUUCGGCCAUGGAAGGCACACGUGCCCGGGACGCUUCUUCGCAGCGGACGACCUGAAGAUCCUGCUUGCGUGCGUCGUGAUUCGGUAUGUCGUAAAGUUCCGGGGAAGAGGGCAAGAGGCCGCCGGAGAAUGA